Molecule: messenger RNA, 2704 nt
Organism: Cercocebus atys (sooty mangabey)
Lineage: Eukaryota; Metazoa; Chordata; Mammalia; Primates; Cercopithecidae
Product: olfactory receptor 2A2
Exons: 1
Coding region: 831-1787 (318 amino acids)
Biological process (GO): G protein-coupled receptor signaling pathway
Cellular component (GO): membrane
Molecular function (GO): G protein-coupled receptor activity; olfactory receptor activity
Source: RefSeq, a predicted model, not a curated record
UUUUGUAUAUUAUAUAUUUACUAUUUUGAUUUACAGACUUGAAGCUAUUUUCUUCCAUUUUAAUUCUUUCACAUAUGACUAAAUUUUAGCAUUAAGUGCUGAUGAAGAAUUAAAUAAAAUUCUUGAAAUAGAACUACAAACCCUAGAGAUGGAAAGUAGGUGCCAGAGGUGCUUCCAGGGAGUCUUGGCCAGUGGCUGAAAAAAUGAGGGUUGUAGGAAGUUUUAAAGAAACUACAAAAGAUGAAAAGCUGUUUACAAAAGAUUUUAAAUCUCAAAUAUGAAAGUAGAAUUCAUGUGAGAAGGUAAAUGGAUUGCUAAGCGAGAAUAUGAAGAACAGAGUGCCCUAAUCACUUCAUAUUGGAUAGAAAAAUACAAGCAUGCCCAGGAUACAAAACCACUUUGUACUGCAGCAUUUUGUCAGUGUCAUCUCUCAUUUCACUACGUUAAUAACUAAGGAUUCCACCCUAUAAAAGAAGCAGAGUACCUGAAUUCUCCAAAAUGACACGUGUUUGCAUGCAUGUAUGUGUAUGCAAUAAUACAAGAUAUAUUAUAUUACACCUUAUGUUAAUCUGUUUUUAAUAUAUAAUAAGCAUUUUAACUAAAUAUUUUUUCCUAUUACUCUAUUGGUACAAGAGGAUUUUUUAAAUUUAAUGAGCAUAAUUGAGUGGUUCCAGUAACAUAUUUGAAAACAAAUUCAACAAAGAACUCAUUCAAAAUAAUGUAUUUCUUAAUUCCCCCUCUGAAACACUCAGCAAAUAUUGUGCAUCUUUGGCCCACAGCUCUGACCUUUCUGUCCUAGAUGAGGGUUUGUCUUUCUCUGCCACAAGAGCAUGGAAGGCAACCAGACAUGGAUCACAGACAUCACCCUGCUGGGAUUCCAGGUUGGUUCAGCCCUGGAGAUUCUCCUCUGUGGACUUUUCUCUGUCUUCUAUACACUCACCCUGCUGGGGAAUGGGGUCAUCUUUGGGAUUAUCUGCCUGGACCAUAAGCUUCACACCCCCAUGUACUUCUUCCUCUCACACCUGGCCGUCAUUGACAUGUCCUAUGCUUCCAACAAUGUUCCCAAGAUGUUGGCAAAUCUGAUGAACAAGAAAAGAACCAUCUCCUUUGUUUCAUGCAUAAUGCAGACUUUUUUGUAUUUGACUUUUGCUACUACAGAGUGCCUGAUUUUGGUGGUGAUGUCCUAUGAUAGGUAUGUGGCCAUCUGUCACCCUCUCCAGUACACUGUCAUCAUGAGCUGGAGAGUGUGCACAAUCCUGGCUCUCACGUCCUGGUCAUGUGGGUUUGCUCUGUCCUUGGUACAUGCAAUUCUCCUUCUAAGGUUGCCCUUCUGUGGGCCCCGGGAUGUGAACCACCUCUUCUGUGAAAUUCUGUCUGUCCUCAAGCUGGCCUGUGCUGACACCUGGGUUAACCAAGUCUUCAUAUUUGCUACCUGUGUGUUUGUCUUAGUCGGGCCUCUUUCCUUGAUUCUGGUCUCCUACACGCACAUCCUCGGGGCCAUCCUGAAGAUCCAGACAAAGGAGGGCCGCAUAAAGGCCCUCUCUACCUGCUCCUCCCACCUGUGUGUGGUUGGACUCUUCUUUGGCAUAGCCAUGGUGGUUUAUAUGGUCCCAGACUCUAAUCAACGAGAGGAGCAGGAGAAAAUGCUGUCCCUGUUUCACAGUCUCUUUAACCCAAUGCUGAACCCCCUGAUCUACAGCCUGAGGAACGCUCAGGUGAAGGGCGCCCUCCACAGAGCACUGCAGAGGAAGAGGCCCAUGGGAAGGGUGUAUGGGCUUUGUCUUUAAAACAUGUGGUUUGCUGAAGCAAGAAUUUUGAAUAUAUUUUGUAGAAGAAGUUUAAUAUAAAAAUGAUGACUGAUUAAAUUCAAGCUUUGAAAAUAGGGCAAUAUUCAAUGGAAUAUAUGUUCUCUAAAAUCGAGGAACCAUCUCACUAGAUAGGAGAGCAAAAUUAUCAGAAUAUUUAGCCUUUCCUUUAAAAAUGUUAGGACAACUUUUUGUUUUUAUUUUUAUUUAUUUACUUUUUAUGUCACAGUGCCAUUUUAUAUAAUUUCCUGAAACAGGCAAAAUGAAACUCUGGUGUUAAAGGAGAUAACAGCAUUGUUUUAUAAUGGCUAAAACCUGAAAAGAAUCCAAAUAUCUGUCAACAGGCAGAAGUCGAGUAAUCUGUUGUAUAUUCAUGCAGCAGAAUACUAAAUAACAAAGAAAAUGAAUGAACCUCAACCUUCAGUAACAUGGAUGAAUAUUACAAACACAGAGUGAUUAAAAGCCAGACACAAAAGGAUGUAUGAUUCCACUUAUGUCAAUUUCAAACACAGGCAAUAACUAAGCUAUAAUGUUAAAGCCAGGAUAUUAGACAUCAUUAGGGUGAAGGGAGUAGAUAGUGACUGGGAGGAGUAGGAAGGCAGCUGGGUAAUGGCCAUUUACUGAUAAUCCCUUGCCCUAUACAUUUAUGUUUUGUGUACAUUUUAAAAAUAAUUUCUACAUUUGUUUUAGAUUCAGGUUGUACAUGUGCAGGUUUGUUACACGGGUGUAUUGUAUGAUGAUAAGGUCUGUGGUACAGAUGAUCCCUCCACCAGGUACUAGGCAUAGUACCCAACAGAUCAUUUUGCAGUCCACACACCCUCCCUCCUCAUGCUCUCUAGUAGUCCCCAGUGUCUACUUUCCCCAUCUUUAUGUCUAUAUGUACUCAAAGUUUAGCUCCC